UGUUGGGACACGGGCCAGCAGGACUACUGUGACUGUGUGACAGUAGAUCUCCCACACAUAGACAGUAGAUCUUGCACACGAGACAGUCCUACAUGUCGCAACAUGGCGUUAUCAAAACCUCUGAUGACACCAAAGCCUCUGACAGAACAAGAUAUAGACGAUCUAGAAGAAAUCAUGGACGCCAUAGCCAUGCUCGAGCGAUAUGGAGUUUCCAAAGAUAAACUAACUGACGUAAAUGGGGCAAAACUAAGACUCAGAAGGAAACUGCUCGAGGAUACUGGAAGGAAACUCAGAAAACCUGGUGAUGCUGCAAAUAUAAUGAAGGACGUUUUACGACGUUACAAAGAAAGUCGACAAGAACUCCUUUGUCUGUGUGAUUCUACAAAAAAACUGAUCAGUACACUAGAACGUCACAUACGCAAACACCUGGACACCAAAUACGGAAAUGUUGAUGACAUCUUGGAAAGGUGUUGGGACCAUCUCUCCAAAGACGACUGCCCAAUACUUGUUGCAGGAGAAACAUCAUCUGGGAAAAGUACCCUCAUAAACGUCCUGCUUGGAGAAGAAAUCCUUCCAACAGCGCACCUCAGUGCCACAUCAGUGAUCUGUGAGAUCAAGUACGGCAAGGACAAGAAAGCAGUCAUCCAUCUAAAUGACCCCACCACUGGAGAGACGACCUUAAACUUACUUCUGAAUGGGCCGGCAAAAGAAAAUCUUGAGAAACUUUCCCAAUACGUCCACCAAAAAGGAGAAUCAAGAGAGACAGCAGCAAAAUGUACCAAAGUGGAAAUAUAUUGGCCAUUGCCAUUGCUUGAGGGUGGCAUCUUCAUUGUGGACAGUCCCGGUGUGGGAGAGAGCGAUGAGAUGGACGAACAUGUCAGCAAGUACCUGUCUAAAGCCCACGCCUUCAUAUAUGUCAUCAACAGUGCUAAUGCUGGUGGAGUUAAUAAAGAUAGGAUCCUCAAGCUUUUGAAACUGUGGAAGGAAAGCGGCCGAAAUGACCUACACCUCUUUGACCCCAAAGCUGCGAUCUUUGUGUGCAACAAGUGGGAUCAGGUGCCAGACCAUGAGAAAGCAGAAGUCAAGCGAGACAUCUUGACCAAACUGAAGCAGGACAUGUCACCGCUGGAUGAUUCCCAACUGUUUUGUCUCUCAGCACGUGAUGCACAAAGAGCUGGAUACGUGACUGACGAUCUUGACAACCUACUGGAUGGAAUUGAUUCCCUUUUACAGCAGGGUCUCAGGCAUAAGCUCUUCCUUCAGUACAGAUCGAUUUGGACACUUGUCAAUGAAUCAACCAAAGACAUCCAAAUAAAACUGAAAAAUGCCAUGAGAAGCCAGGAGGAACGGCACAAAACAGCUGAUCAGGUGUGGAAACGGCUGGAGGAUUACAAAAAGAUCACAGAUAAUGUUAUCGAGGAACUUACCAGUAAACUUCUAAGGGCGACAACCGAUGCAGUACAGCUCUUGAAGACACAUCUUCAAAGUGACAAGACGAGGGCCAUCAUUGUAAAAGGUGUACUGAAAGAAGUUCCAAGUCUUAGAUCCAUUAAGACACAUGAUUCUCUCCUGGAUCAGGCAGCAAGGCUUGUGCGACUUCACAUAGAGGGUGCUAUCCGAAGAUGGUUCUCUUAUCAACGAGAUCAACAGUACUUUUGUAAGAUUGAAGCUGAUCUUAUCACGGAUUUCAAAGAUCGCCUCAAUCUUAUUGAAAAGAUACAUGAUCAAGAGAUAGACCAAGCCCUGAAUGCCGAUCUGCCUUUCACACAUGCUGCCUUAUCCCAAAACACAAGAAGUGGCGAUGAAGAUUUUAACGUUUGGGAAAAGAUGAUCUUGGGUUUCAGUGCACCGCUAUGGGUACCAGUUGGCCUUGUUAUUGGUGUUCUUGUUGGCCUUCCCAUUUGGGGAGUGAUGACAGUGCAUGAUAACAUGACAAAAGGAGCAGCAAAAAGAGCCAGUGACACGGAAUUCAUGAAAGCUUACAAUGAAGACAAAGUGGGGUACAUCACAGUCAUCACCAAUGAGACGGUUGACAACUUCUGUCAGAAAGACAAGUUGAAAGACUACAUAAAUGAUGUCUUACAAAAGCCCAGAGAAUGCUUAACAAAACUAGAGCAUGCCAUUCCCAAGAUAGAAAAGGCUGACAGGCAAAUGAUUGAGGCUCUUAGAAACGAGGAUAGAAAGGAAAACGACCUACGAGGAAUUUAUGAGCCACAAUUUGAACAGUGCAAGGCACUUCAAUGCAAGCUUGCGUUCUUCAAUCUGAGACGUCUAGGGCAGAUAGAGUACAACCUGGACGAUCUCUUGGCAUCGAUGCCAAGGAAGAUCGGGUCAGGAGGGUUUGGGCAGGUUUACAAGGUCCAGAUCAAGAGCCAGGGAAGUCUGAAGGAAGCAGCACUGAAGAUAGAAAAGGAAGCCAUCACUGAAAAGAAUGUGAUCAAAUUCCAUGAUGAAGAAGAGUGCCUCAGAUAUCUGGAAGAUCCACACAUUGUUGACUACUAUGGACUGGCCAAAGCACCUCAUUUGGAGUCCUGUGGCUUGCGUCUUGGUGUCCUCAUGGAGUUCUGUCCAUACACGCUACAUGAUUGGCUGAAUAGUCACAAAGAGCAAACCCCUGCAUGGUGGCCUGAUGACGAGGCUAAGAUGAAGGAGGGCUUCAACACGGUUAAAGACCUGGCCUCGCAGCUGUGUCUGGGACUGAAGGCUAUACACGAGAAGGGGUACAUGCACAGGGACCUCAAACUGGAGAAUGUCUUGGUUACAGAGGAGGGUGUGGUGAAGAUUGCAGACAUGGGCCUUGCAAAGAGGUUGGAUGAGGUGACAGGUACAAUGGUAGGAACACCACUGUAUGCAGCACCAGAGGUGUUCAAUGGACGGGAGCACUAUGAUAUCAGCGCAGACAUCUACAGCCUGGGGUUCUGUCUGCUGGAGAUGUGGUAUGGUUCCUCUGUGACAGAGGAUAAAGAGUACAUUUGCAAAGUGUUUAAUCCCAGCACAUUGCAGGGGUCUAUUAAUCCUCCCAUUAAACUGCCAAUUCCAAACACUCUGCCCCCCUGCAGUGGGUGGGUUGACCUGAUGAAAGAUUGUUGGAAGGAUCCAAAGUUUCGACCUUCAGCAAGUCACUGCGUGCAGCUGAUGUCCAGAAUGAAACUGUGAAAUGUAUACAAAAACUUAAGAGCCAACAUGUAUCAUCAAUAAAUGUUUCAUUUUCCAUCCAAAAUAUACAUUUAUCAUACCUCUUUUGAUACCCUUGGGCACCCUCUAAUACAACAUGUAUAUGUAUAUAAAUAAGAUACUCAAAAAUCAUUAGCACUUUUCGUAUAUACUUCAAUAUUUUGUUAAAUCUUCAGUGCAUCUUACUUAAUUAAAAGAGAGGAGAAAAUGUGCUUGAGUGCACAACAAAGUUGGAUGGCUGGAAAUAAGUGAAUGUGGAUUUAAUAAAAACAAAACUCAAAACAAAGAUCUGACAAUUGGAAAAACAGUAUUCAUAUGGUAGCUCAAUAUUACAUUCUUUAAGCAAAGCUUGACCUGGUGUUGCAACAAUGACUUUGAUCCUUGCUGCACACAGCAGUAGAGGCCACUUGCAGACUAGGUAGCGCAGUAUACUGUCAUAGUUUGAGACUAUUCAACCAGGUAUUUCGAUCCUUGAAAUAUCAAUGCUUUGUGUAAUUUAUCAGUUAUUAGUAUAUUCAAUAAAUAGAUCUACUUACCUACAACUUGGAACAACUUGUAUUCUGCAUUUUGAGUAAUUCCUAAAGCCUAGGGGAAGAAAUGUUGUGUUUUCUGAAAUACAGCAGGGAUUUUCUUUUUUUCCUUAAUUCUUAGAGUAUGGCCAAAGUGAUCCCAAAAAUACAUUUCAGCAAUGUAAAGCUGAGAUGCAUCAGGCACGGGUAUUUUCAACGUCAUGUAGUAGAUAAACAGAGAUAUAUUAUACAAGCUAAAGUAUAUUUGAUAAACUGAACAACGAAGAAGUACAAUGUUCAAUAGUAAUACGCGGUUAACAGAGUUUGAAAUAAAUUAAGUCUAUUUUGUUGAAUUUCAUUACUAAGACACUAGAAUUGGAUUCAAAAUUUGAUGUCGCCUGCCAGAAGCUGACCCCCAAGAAAAGGCUAGGGUCCACAGGUUUUUGAUAGGGGUCAGCCAGGUAAUUGGAAACACUUCUUUCUUUCUUA
Branchiostoma floridae (Florida lancelet) is the source of this 4172-nucleotide messenger RNA. RefSeq lists its product as uncharacterized. Gene Ontology annotation, biological process: protein phosphorylation. The record is from RefSeq and is a predicted model, not a curated record. The coding region runs from base 103 to 3156 and encodes 1017 amino acids. Gene Ontology annotation, molecular function: ATP binding; protein kinase activity. The transcript has 10 exons. Lineage: Eukaryota; Metazoa; Chordata; Leptocardii; Amphioxiformes; Branchiostomatidae.